AUGUUAAAAUUAUUCAAUAAAGAAAAGAAGAAAGCUCCUUAAAUUCAAAAUGUGCUUACAAUUGAAGAAUUUUUCAAGAGAGAUGAAUAUGAGAUUAAUGAUGAGUUUUGGAAAAUGAAUGCUACUUAACUUGAAGAAACAUGUAAGAAAUAAGAAAAGUAUAUAAAAAAAUUGAAAACCUUAUAUGCUGCAGUAUAAUAGAUAUUUAAUAAAUUCAAUAGCAUUUAGAUUAUCUAGAAUAAUUAUUGAUAAAACAUGAAGAAGAAAAGAAGAAAUUAAGAACAGAAAUAGAAGAAUGGCAAAUUAAAAAUUGUAAUAUUUAAAUUGUAUCAUAAAUAUAUAGAAAGCAAUUUUGAACUUAAGCAAUAGAUUGAAGUUUAAUAUUAAUAGAUGUACGAAUAAUUUUCUACUCAAUCUUUACAAUAGAAAUAACCUUAAAUUAUAGAGGAACAUAAAUAAGAGCCAUAAAAUACAGAUUUAUUAGAAUUAGUUGAACCAAAGGAAGAAGAAAUAGAAAGAUUAAGAUUAUAAUGUAUAAAAGUAUGUGAAGAAAUGAGAAGAUUACAAGAAGAUAAUGAUGAUCUUAGCACUGCUUUAGAUGCAGAGAAAUAACAUAAAGAGUAAUUAAGAUAAUAAUUUGAAUAAUAAAAAGUAUAAUUUUAAUAAGAGAUAUCUGAGUUAGAAAAUAAAAUAAAAAAUAUAUAAAAUGAAGGAUAAACAAAUUUUUAAAAAUUAGAAGAUAAAAUAAGAAAUUAAAAAGAUUUAGAAUAAAAUAUAUCUGAAUUAUCAAAUAAAAUUCAUGAAUUGGAUAGUAAAUUAUUAUAAGAAAAAAUUAAAGUUGAUUAAAAAAAUAAAGAUUGUAUUAGAUUGGAAGAUUAAAUUAAUGAAUUAAAAAAUUAGAUUGAACAAAUGUCAAAUUAAAUAAAUAUAUAAAAAAGUAAAUUGUAAUUAUUAGAGACAAAAAGAUAGAAAGAUAAGGUUACAAUUAAUGAAUUAAAAAAUAAUAUUGCAUUAUCACAGAAUAAUAUUGAAUUAAUAUAAUUUUAACAAAAAAAUGAAUUAUAAAAUUUGAAUUUGCAAAUUAAUGAAUUAUAACUAAAAAGCAAUUUAUAUGAUUAACUUAAAGUAUAAUAUGAUUAAUUGCAAAAUUAAUUGAUGGAUAAAAAUGUAAAAGUUUAAUAAUUAUUUCAUUAAAUUUCAGAUAUGGAAUAAUAGAUAGAAUAAAAGAAUAAGUAUAAAAUUAAAUUAAUUAAAGAUAGUAAUAAAAUAAAGAUGAAAUACAAAUAUAAAAGGAUAUUGAAAGAGAAAAUUUAAUUUAACAUCUCACACUUAAAAGAGAGAAUGCAAGAGUAGAAAUUGAGUAAUUAAAUGAUAAGAUAAUAUCUUUAAUGAAAUUAGUGGAUUCUAUCAAAAGUAAAGCUUCAUAAAAUAAUGAUAUUUAAUAAAUUAUUAAGCAUAAUUCAGAUAUACUCAACAAAUCAGAAAUGCUAUAAAAAAGUAAUAGAAGGAUAUAAUUAUUUCCAACACUUCAUAAAUGUUUAACUGAAUUAAGAAAAUUGGAAGAUAAAUGUUAUAAAUUAUAUAUAUAGACUAUGAUAUCUGAUUUUUAGAAUAAAGAUUCAACAAUUUAGAUUGAAAGAUAUUUAAAUGAUAUUGGAAGAAGAUCUUAAGAAAUUAUAGAUCUUUUAGAUGAAAUGGGUUUGAAAUGA
Molecule: messenger RNA, 1709 nt
Organism: Paramecium pentaurelia
Lineage: Eukaryota; Ciliophora; Oligohymenophorea; Peniculida; Parameciidae
Source: the annotation of a GenBank genome assembly